Menidia menidia (Atlantic silverside) is the source of this 6089-nucleotide messenger RNA. The record is from the annotation of a GenBank genome assembly. NCBI's taxonomy places the organism in Eukaryota, Metazoa, Chordata, Actinopteri, Atheriniformes, Atherinopsidae.
AUGGAUGCUGCCUCCACGGGGGUUUUUCAUUCUGAGAACAGCUUUCGAACACCACAACCUCCACCCCACGUCACCGAUGCCAGCGUGUGUGCCUCCCACAGAAACCUGCGCAGGUCUUUUAGGGAGAGAGUGAAAGAAAAGGGCAAGAUCCGGAGCAGGAGCGGGGUGUUACGGGACGACUUCAAGCAGAAUCCACAGGAUGCGGUGGUGGCCGUCGGGGAGACGGCCAGUUUCGAGUGUCAGCCUCCACGUGGUCAUCCUGAGCCUACUACCUUUUGGAGAAAAGAUAAGAAUCGUCUUGACCUCAAGGAUGACAGGAUCACUGUUCGAGGGGGAAAGCUGACCAUCUCCAAUACCAAGAAGAGUGAUUCAGGGAUUUAUGUGUGUGUGGCCACCAACAUGGUGGGAGAGCGAGAAAGUGAAAAAGCUCAGCUCUCAGUGUUUGAGAGACCAACAUUUGCGCAACGGCCUGUGAACCAAGUAGUUCUAGUUGAUGAGAGCGUAGAGUUCAGGUGUCAGGUCCAUGGUGAUCCGCCCCCUGCCCUGCGCUGGAGGAAGGAGGAUGUGGAUAUUCCUCGUGGCAGGUAUGAUAUCAGAUAUGAAAGAGAGGAUUUCCUGCUGAGGAUCAAGAAGGCAUCGGUCACUGAUCAGGGAACCUUCACUUGCAUGGCAGAGAACCGGGUUGGUAAAGUGGAAGCCUCUGCCUACCUGACCAUCAGAGAGGCACCCCAGUUUGUGGUGCAGCCCCGAGACCAAAUUGUUGCCCAAGGACGAAUGGCUACCUUUCCCUGUGAGACCAGAGGGAAGCCUCAGCCCACUGUAUUCUGGCAACGAGAGGGGAGCAAGGAUCUUUUGUUCCCCAAUCAGCCAGCACAGGGGGACAGCCGUGUGUUUGUGUCUGUAAACGGAGAGUUGACCAUCGCAUCUGUACAACGCUCGGAUGCGGGCUAUUACAUCUGCCAAGCUCUGACUGUGGCGGGCAGCAUCAUGGCCAAGGCCCAGCUGGAGGUAGCAGACGCCCUGAAGGACCGCCCACCACCUAUCAUCCGUCAGGGUCCAUCCAACCAAACGCAGGCUCAGGGAGGCAUGUCCCUACUCAGGUGUCAGGCAUCAGGAGACCCAGAACCUACGGUCACAUGGAGAAAGAACGGGGCAAGUCUUCUUGGAAAAGACCCACGAUUCUCCUUACUGGAGCACGGAAGCCUUCAAAUCCAGAAUACCAAGCUGUCUGACUCUGGGUUGUACACCUGCGUUGCUACCAGCUCCAGUGGUGAAACAUCAUGGAGCGCCUACUUGGACGUCAGAGACUCCACUGACCUCAUGGACUUCAUGUCUCACAACACAACUGCUCUCCCAGGGCCCCCCUCCAAGCCAGAGGUCACCGAUGUUACCAAGAGCAGUAUUUCGUUGUCAUGGGAACCAGGGCCACAGGCGGGCUCCCCGGUGUCCUCCUAUGUCAUCGAAGCUUUUGGUCAGUCGGUGAGUAACAGCUGGCAAACGGUGGCUGAUCACGUGAAGACCACAGAGUUUACCGUGAAGGACCUACGGCCCAACACCGUGUACCUGUUCAUCAUCAGGGCUGGCAAUGCACAAGGACUGGGGGACCCUAGUCCAAUGUCUGAGCCUGUUCGGACUCAAGACAUUAGUCCCACUGCCCAAGGAGUGGACCACCGUCGUGUGCAGAAGGAGUUGGGGGACGUUGUGGUCAUCAUGCAUAAUCCUGUAGUUCUUAGCUCUACUUCGGUGCAGGUCACAUGGACUGUGGAGAAUCCAUCCCAGUUUAUUCAAGGUUAUCGUGUCUUGUAUCGGCAAACUUCAGGGCUGCCCUCCCCGGGGCCGUGGGAGAUACAAGACUUGAGGGUGGCCUCAGAGAGGAACAUAACCAUCUCUGGUCUGAACAAAGGCAUUGUUUAUGAGAUUAAAGUGCGACCAUUCUUCAACGAAUUCCAGGGCGCAGACAGCGAAUCCAUGACAGCACGUACCAUGGAAGAAGCACCCAGCGCACCUCCCCAGCAAGUGACAGUGUUGACAGUGGGGAGCCACAACAGCACAUCUAUCAGUGUGUCAUGGGACCCCCCUCCCUCAGACCAACAGAACGGCAUCAUCCAGGAGUAUAAGAUCUGGUGUUUGGCCAACAACACCCGCUUUCACGUCAAUAAGUCCGUGGAUGCAACCAUCCGUUCGGUGGUGGUGGGGGGUCUGCAGACGGGGGUGCAGUACCGCGUGGAGGUGGCCGCAGGAACCAGCGCAGGGGUGGGGGUCCGAAGCAAACCCCAGCUCAUCAUCCUGGGUGCAGAACUGAGUGAUAUAAUGACUGGAUCUGAGGAAAACAAUAGCAUCUCUGACGUGGUUAAGCAGCCAGCCUUCAUCGCCGGUUUGGGAGGAGCCUGCUGGAUUGUCCUCAUGGGCUUCAGCGCUUGGCUCUAUUGGAGGAGAAAGAAGAGGAAGGGCCUGAGCAACUAUGCAGUUCAAUCAUUCACCUUUACUCGAGCAGUCACAUUCCAAAGAGACAGAGGCCUGAUCAGAAAUGGAAGCCGUCCAGGUUUGUUGAAGGGGGGUGAUCCAGGCCUCCCCUGGUUGGCUGACUCCUGGCCUUCCACAAGCCUCCCAGCUAACGGGGGCUUAGGGAGUCCGCAGGGGGGCAGCAACUUUGGCCGAGGAGACGUUCUACCGUCUGCGGCGGUGGAGAAAACGGGCACCAUGCUGUCCGACGGGGCCAUCUACAGCAGCAUCGACUUCAUGGGGAAAGGGGGCUACAGCAGCCCGGCGCGAGGCGGUCAGCCCACCCCUUACGCCACCACCCAGAUCCUCCAGUCCAACAGCUUCCACGAGCUGGUCGUGGACAGGCCAGAUCCCCGCUGGAAGGCUUCUCUGCAAGCCCAGCAGGAAAUGGCAAACAUGGGCUACUCAUUAACUGACAAGCGCCCCGGAACAAAGGCUGGGAAGAAAAAGAAGUUGAAAAGUGGAACAAAAACCACAAAAUCAAACGGCACAUGUUGGGCUAACAUGCCCCUGCCUCCACCACCGAUGCACCCGCUUCCAGGCACUGAGGUUGACCUCGACCAAUACCCCCAGGAAAACCACGGAGGAGGGUAUGACAACAACAGUUGGGCACCGCCCAUGUCCGUCCAGACUUAUCGUCACCAGAACUUGGACAGCAGAGUAGAGGAAGAGAGAGGUCCUACUCCUCCCCUGAGAGGAAGAUCUUCCUCACCAGCGGUAGCCCCCUUCAGCCAGCCCUCAUCUUCCUCCCUCAAUGCCGCCCACCAUGAAGAAAUGCAAUCCAUUCUGCAAGCCCACUUAGAUGAGCUGACCAGAGCUUACCAGUAUGAAGUGGCCAAGCAGGCAUGGCAUAUGAAGAGCAGUCCAAAUGUGUCCAACACCCCGACCGACUUCAUGUCCAGCACGCUGGGCUCCGAUCUGGGCGCCACUCUCCUUUCGGAGGAAGAGGAGGAGGCGGUUGAGGAGGAAGAGGAGGAGGAAGACAGCUAUGCUGUGGUAUCGAAGAAUUUGUGUCGUUUCGACUACACUCCUGGUCACAGCGUGGAUAACCUCGAGAGUUCAGGCAAAAGCUCCCAGCAGAGUCACUCGGACAGCUACGGCACGCCAGACCACGGCAGACCGAACACGCACAGCCUCGGACACAAGAGGGCACCACUCACUGGCCACAAGCCUCACACAGACAAGGUUGGAACUCUUCCCAGACGAAGAGACACCAACACAGACGCCCACACAUCGGCUAUGAAGUCCCUGCACGGCAUGGGCCCCCACAUGCACAGCUCAUGGGCAGCUGCAUCCUCAGACCCCUCUGAAGAGUGCAUGGUGACCGUGUCGACGCUAGAGAGGCAGCAUAUGGCUUCCUGGAGUGGCACGACAUCAUCCGGCAGGGCCACCCUAAGCGGAGGCCUGGCACGGACCUCUCGCACAGCGGGCAUCUCUCCGCAAAUGGCACAGAGAAAAAGGAACACUAGUCGACGUGAAACAUUGUUCCCUACAACCGAGUCCCAAGACACCUUGUUGAUAAGUGCUAUGAGAUUUUCUGUCCGUCAGAAUGAUGUUGAGAAGAUGGAGAGAACCUAGAAUGAUGCAAGAGACAAAAGUGUGUUGAGUAAAAUGCAAAACUGUAAAUGUCAUGUACAGACACAGGCACCUCUCUCACAGUGUUAUUUUCAUCCCCCUCUUCAAAGAGUAAAGAGUAUGUUACAGUAUAUGUCUGCUUCUGUUUUCUGUCACAUGGUAUACAACCGUUCACACCGCGGAUAUGUGAAGACGAAAACACACCACAAAAAGACUUAAAAUGAGAAAAAAAAGGACUUGCAAAAUUUGUAAAUAUUUUUUUAUUGCUUUUUAUUUCUUUUGCUUUGCUAUGCAAGCCAAACCCAAUGUUGUCUCCUUUGUGAUUUAUUAUCGUGAAUCUUUUUUUUUUUUUUUUUUCAGAAAUGCUCAAAAUGUUGGCUUUUUUUGAUGAAGCUACUGUAUUGUUGUAUUUUGCACAGAGCGUUUUGGUGAAAAUAAGCACAAACCCAUUUUCAGCUGAGCUGAGCAUCGUGAAGGCAAAUAGGGACACGUAUGUUAAACGGAACAGAAACGAAGCAUAUAUAUUUGGCUUUGUGGUGAUCAUUUGGGAAAUACUGAGAAUUAUUAUGGAAAAAAAAUACUGGUACACACUUGGAACUUGUAUGCCAAAAAAACUGAAAAAAACUAACAAUGUUUUGUACUUCCUGCAGUGAAUCACAUUAUACUUCACACUAACAAUGGUUCACAGCACAUGAUUACACAUGAUGACUGAAGAUAUAGUAACAAAGCAACUAAUUAAUCGUGAUAUCCAAAGCAGUCUUAAAAGAUUUGCAAUUUAUCUGCCACUGCAUACAAAAUGUUACUCUAAUAAGCUAUAUAUAUUUCUUUCUUUUCCAGUUAAAUCCAGAGAUAUGAUAAUUGUGCAAUAUUCAGAAGAUGGUAUGGCAGUAAACAGAAAUGCAAAAGGGCAGAUGCAUUAAAAUGACUUGAAUUACCUGCAGAAGAAAAAAUGGAUUUAAGACACUGUCAUUAUGUUCAACAAAAACAGUAUCAUACUGUUUUCAUUUAUUUGUUACAUUACUGAAUGGUUAUGAAUUUACAUUGUCAGCUUUCAAAGGUGUUUCGAUGUACAGAACAUUUAAAGGUCUUUUAUAACCUUAAAAAUGCAGCAAGAUGGGAUUUUCUGCCUGUGGUGAAAAUCCAGAAUGCAGUGUCUUCACACCUGUUUUGUUGGUUGUACUCUGAUAGUUUUGUUUUUUUGUAACAGCUCACCCUUUGAAGAAUCUUUACGUGACAGAUUGGUUUGCCCUCAGGAAUACACAGCCACAUACACAAGGGCCAUUUUUCAAUCUUUUGAUGCAAAAUAAAAUGUGUGUGAAAAUGAAACAGUUUUCCUUACAAUGCCUGAGUCCAUUUGAUAGUUCUUUGUAUGAAUCGCUUGAAUCGAAUUUGAAUUUGACUUACAAAGUGGGUGUUUAUAUGAAACCCAUUCAAACCAAAUUGUGUCGGCAGUCAAACUAAAACAAUGUGAAAUUUAAUUUAGAAAAAAGAUAAUUCAUUUAAUACCCAAAAAAGCCACAACCCUAAGAAAUCUUGAUAUAAUUGAAUUUCUCAAUAAGUUAUGGUGAAUUACAGUGUUUUGUAUCCAUGAAAAUAACUUGAUUUAUGAAUCUGAUUGUUUUUGCUGCACUGGGUUUCUCGUAUGGAUGUACAUUUGCAUUGUUUUAUCCAAGUGCCCGUUCUUCACUGUCCGUGUAAUGAGAAUAUAUAGGGCAUGCAUGCUGUACAUUUUCUGAUGCAGCACAUCCAGGCAUACCUGCUUUUGAAAAACAAGCAUCCUCCCCCUAACAAUCGAAUAACACAGUGUUCAAAUGUGUGGCGGUGUCUUAACAAUAUGCGUUUGUCUCAAUCACAACUUAAACUUUCGAGAAGGUAAUAAGGGAAAAAAAUUGCUGAGUUUAAGAUUCAACUUUUUUCCCCACUACCAUUGUCUCUGGACCACCAUCUCACAAGAAGUGAACUUUGUUAUUGCCAGCAUGGAUCAGCACUUGGGAGGACAGCCUGGGGUAAUA